AUGGCGAAAAAACCUGAUGUCAUUCAACUGUGGAAUCCAGUGAUUUCUUUCCUUCGUUGCUAUGGAGUCGUUCCAUUAAAGCAGUGCGACAAGGAUCCAUACUUUGAACGCAGCUCCGGCUCGUUCUGUUGGUGUCUGUCCGUUGCUUUGAUUUACCUUUUCACGUUCGCCAUCUCGGUUUGUCUCGUCAUUGACACGUUCAAUAGUUCCUCGAAGAUGAUAGCCGACGCUACUUUCUACUUAAUUUACUACGCCCAUUGCGAAAUGACCCUGGUAUUCUUCUUGUACUAUUCCGGAGAACUCGUGUCCCUAUUUCAGCACUGGGUCGAAACUGAACGUCAACUUCAUUUGAGAAAAAUCUUCAUUGGAAAAAUCACAAAGGCGCAGUGCUGGCUGAUUUUCAUUGCCACGGUUAUCUUGUCCAAUCUUGAAAACGGUUUCUACAUCACUGGUGCGGUAAUGGACGCAAAAAAUAUGACCGAAAUCAUUUACCUUUUGGUAAAUCUGGCCGGAAAGGGAACAGACUUGAGCCCUUAUUUCGGUGGCUAUAAAAAUGUUUACGCAUUCGCGCUGAUUUUCGUCGAGUCGUUGAGCGAAGUCGCUUGGAUUGCCGGUGAUUUGAUCAUUGUCUUGAUCUCUAUUCUGCUCCGCCGCUAUUACGAAGUGUUAAACAGACAACUACCUUCUCAACAAUGUGGUAUCAUCUCCUUGCGCCAACUGGAAGAGAUCCGCCGGGUGCAAUUGGCCAUCUCCACUUUAGCCCAAAAAAUAGCUGAAGUUUUCUCACCACUGAUUCUCAUAACGAUCGGCUGCAAUGUCGUUUACAUCCUGACUUUUCUGUACUCCGGACUGGAGGCCGAUAUCACUAGCCCAAGCUUCUUUGUUCGUUUCGUUUUCACUUAUUCGUUCAUCUACAUUGUGCUUAGGCUAACAUUCUCCGUCUACCUGGCGAGCCUUCUAAAUGAAAUGCCACGGAAUACCAUACAUUACCUGUGUGGUUUGCCGUCCAUAGUCGGGAAUAACACUGAGCAACAAAGGAGGAGAUUGAUUAAGAUGGAUCUGAUUAUAGAAGAAAUACAAAGCGAAUCAACAGCUCUUGGCGGAGGUGGCUUCUUUAUUCUUUCCAAGUCAUCAGCCGCAUCGCUAUUCAGUUUAAUCGUUACAUAUGAAGUUGUCAUGCUACAGUUGCCUCACUAA
Daphnia pulex (common water flea) is the source of this 1197-nucleotide messenger RNA. Its product is annotated as gustatory receptor for sugar taste 64e-like. The transcript has 5 exons. NCBI's taxonomy places the organism in Eukaryota, Metazoa, Arthropoda, Branchiopoda, Diplostraca, Daphniidae. Gene Ontology annotation, cellular component: membrane. The coding region runs from base 1 to 1197 and encodes 398 amino acids. Gene Ontology annotation, molecular function: taste receptor activity. The record is from RefSeq and is a predicted model, not a curated record. Gene Ontology annotation, biological process: detection of chemical stimulus involved in sensory perception of taste; sensory perception of chemical stimulus.